This is a messenger RNA of Melitaea cinxia (Glanville fritillary), 1482 nucleotides long. Its product is annotated as UDP-glucosyltransferase 2-like. The transcript has 5 exons. The record is from RefSeq and is a predicted model, not a curated record. NCBI's taxonomy places the organism in Eukaryota, Metazoa, Arthropoda, Insecta, Lepidoptera, Nymphalidae. The coding region runs from base 1 to 1482 and encodes 493 amino acids. Gene Ontology annotation, molecular function: UDP-glycosyltransferase activity.
AUGUUAUGGACGUCUAGAAUCGUAAUUGCACUUUCAGUAUUUUCAAUCACGAAAAUCGACAGUGCUAGAAUUUUGGCCUUUUUUCCUACACCAUCGAUAAGUCAUCAAGUUGUGUUUCGACAUGUGACAAAAGAGCUAGCAAGACGAGGGCAUGAAGUCACUGUCAUAACAACUGAUCCACUUCCAAAAGAAGAAGUGCCUGCAAAUUUAACGGAAAUCGAUGUCCACGAUGUAUCAUACAAACAUUGGGAGGAAUUAUUUUUAGUUCACACAGGAAAAAGGAAAGAUGUUAAUCAACAAAUAAAUAUAUUGUUCGAGAAAAUAGCAACAACAAUUAAAAUACAGAUGGAUACACCAGCUGUUCAAAAAGCCUUAUCAAACAAGCAUAAGAAAUAUUUUGACUUACUUUUGCUUGAAUCAUUGUAUCGUCCGCUGCUUGGUAUCGGUUAUAUGUUCGAUGCUCCAAUCGUUCAAAUCAGUUCUCUUGGAGGAAUUCCACAUCAGUACAAUGUGUUUGGUGCACCAGGGCACCCUUUAUUAUAUCCCACAAGUAUUAGACAAAGGUCGUAUAAUUUAAGCCUUUGGGAGAAAGCAGUAGAAUUUUUUAGAUAUUUGGCUUUAGAAUAUAAGCUUUCGAGUAUGUUGGAUUUUGAUUAUCAAAUAAUGAAGAUAUGUUUCGGGUAUGAUAAUCCAAAUAUUGAUGAUGUAUCUAAAAAGAUUCAAUUGUUGUUGUUGAAUGAACAUCCCAUUUGGGCUUCAAAUCGUCCAAUAGCUCCGAACAUAAUUUUUAUUGGUGGUAUACAUCAAACUGAUGAAAACGCCUUACCUAAUGACUUAAAGUCAUAUUUAGAUUCAUCGAAACAUGGAGUGAUAUAUGUUAGUUUUGGCACAAACGUUUUACCAUCGUUAUUACCACCGGAGAAGAUUCAAAUAAUGACCAAAGUAUUCUCUCAACUACCCUACGAUAUUUUGUGGAAAUGGGACAAGGAAGUGCUACCUGGAAAAUCAAAUAAUACAAAAAUUGGUCGUUGGUUCCCACAAAGUGAUCUCUUGAAACAUCCGAACGUAAAACUUUUUAUAACUCAAGGAGGACUUCAGUCAACAGAUGAAACUAUAAACGCGGCUGUACCUGUAAUUGGUAUACCGAUGUUAGGAGAUCAAUGGUACAAUGUGGAAAAUUAUGUUCACCAUAAAAUUGGUUUACAACUUGACAUAACAACGCUAACAGAAAAGGAUUUCCUGGAUGCUGUGUUAACUGUCGUUAGUGGUAAAAGUUUUAAGAACAAUAUCAUCAGGCUGCGUUCCCUAAUGAGAGAGUUUCCUAUCAAGCCAUUGGACAGAGCUGUUUGGUUGAUGGAACACAUCAUCCAGUAUGGCGGCGAUCACCUGCAAAGUCCAGCCCGUGGUCUGUCUUUUGCGGAAUAUUACGAAAUUAAUUUAUUACUUGCAUUUUCUUUAAUAUUAUUUAUAAUAUCCUCAUAA